CCUGUAACAGAGAAAGCUUGACUUUCCAAGAGCCGAUCGAAAGAGAAAGAAAAUGGAGAGGGAGAGACACGAGAGAGAGGCGAAUUACGCGGCACGGAUCAAAACAAAAUGGCUCCUAUGUCUUCGAUGGAUCGAACAGUCGUUGUAACGAGGAAAAUAUAGUUGAGAAUCUCUCGUCGUCUCUCGAUCGGAACGAUGAGAGUAGCUGCGUUCCCGGUAUGCCUCCGGAGACACGUUACCGUGAGCAAGUUUGCCGGUGAUAUUGGUGGGAAGAGAAAGAAAGAUAGAGAUAGAGUAGUGGGGAAUACGGCUGUUAUCUAAAUUACUCUAUUUUCUCGAGGGACGCUUGUGAUGGAUUUUUUUUCGAUCGUCUGGAACGUCGGUAUCGAAUCAAGUUCUCUUCCUCUCCGUUGAUGUUGGUGUGCCUGCCAUCUCGGUCGAUCUCGAGGAAAUAAGUGUCCGAUCCAGGGCACCGAGCUGCACCAAAUACGAGUCAUAUUUAAUUUCAAGAUAUCCAUCUUUCCAUUAGGACAACGAUAGACCUGGGUGGACUGAAACGUGCACAGGACACGAGGACACAGGGGACACCGCGGUCGAACUGUGUAGAAGGAAACAGAAAAGGGAUCGUUAAGAAGGAUGCCUGCCAAGGUGAACAGUCAACGUUUUGACUUUCAAUUUUAAACGAAAGCACAAUCCGGCGUUACGUGGGAUCUUGGUUGUUCUGGUGUGUACACAGAGAAGGAGAGACUGCAAAGCUUUUGACGUGUCGGACGGUGAAUUAUCCGACACACGGGUAAAUAACCGAGAAUCGUCUGCUAACUCAAUUUACUGGUCCCCUGUCAAAUCCAAUUAACGGCCAGCUACCGGGCUUCCCGGGAUAAUCGGCCGCUCCCCGCAAUUUCAUUCCACGCGUUUCCCCGUCAAACGUUUUCAUUUCGAUUCGUGCGCAACUUUCGGCAAUGUUAUCGUAGAUCUGAAUGUUGCCAUAAAAAGAAAUUGAAUAGCUAUAACGAUAAUAUAAUGGUAUUCGUAUUUGAAAGAGGUCGUUAAAAUAAGUUUGCGGGGCGUAGAAACAUUCAUUCGGUUCGGGGAAAUGUAGAUAAGGCGGUCGCGAUAAACGUUACAGUUACGACAGAAGGUUUCUGUCGCCCUCCGCUAAAUGUCACGUUUCUACCUACAGGUAGAACGAUAAACACACGGGAAUAGUACUCAUUGUCGAGCGUUAUGUCUCUUAUCGCUGGUCGUGCCGCGAAAAAUGAACUAUUCUCAACUAUUUCUCCCUAGUUGGUGCUUCGUUCCUCCUCCUCCUUCUUUCUCAGUCGACUUUCUACCAAAUAAUUCUACACGUGCCUUCUGCAACCCCUUACGGAUUUUCUCGGUAUACAUAGAUUAGUUACACGAUGUGAUUUAUAAUUAGUCGCAAACUAAUCUAUCUAGUUUGAAAAAGAAAAGCGCCCGUCUCAGAGGUCAUCGUUCGUAGACGCGCGUGUCGAUCGAUUCUUUUUUAUCCAAUCGUCAACAAAAACUGUUUAUUCCUAAUCACGAUCCUGUUUCCAGUUUGUUUGAUAGGUCGCCGGUCGCUCGUGCGCCGCUGAAAAAUCGAUUUUAAUUAAAAUGCAAUUUAUUAGAGUAGCCCGCGAAAAGAGCGAAACCGCGCGCGCGGUCGCCGAGCGCGCUAUGCAAUUAUUUAAAUUAGCGACCAGAGUUAUUUUUCGAAUCAAUAUUUUCCACUGUACACUGCAACUCGUUGAUUUCUAUACGAUUCUAUACGAUUGCUCUUCAUCGUGGAACGAUACAGAUUUACGCCUUUGUGCAACGCGGUCAUUUAAUUGUUUUGUCAAUAUAUCAUGGUAUUGCAUAUUGCAAACAAUAAGUUCAUAAUGCAUGCACGUGUGAUUGGAAUUAAUUAAGUUACGUGAUAAUGAUAAUUGGAAUUAAUUUAUCUCCUUUCUGUGUCACGAUUUUGGACACACAUAUAGUGUGAUAUAUGUGUGAUUUCUUUGUAGAAUAAUUAGUUUAACAAACUAAAAAUUAUGUAUAAGCUUUUUAAAUGUUCUAUCAACGCGCGCUUUAGAAACAGCACUGCCAUUGCCAUCUAGUGAAUGUGAAACACUUUGCACUGCAACUGCAACAGUCUAGCGCAUGUUGACGGUAAUUCAGUCUUGUGCUGCUUUUGACUGAUUUAAAAAAAAGAAAAAAAAAGUAGAAUCAAAGGAAGUCAAAAUUAUGUCUUUUCAGUUGUCAGUGCGAGGUGUGAUAAAAGAGGGAUUGAUAAAACAUACGAUUAUCAUACCGGCUGUGCUCUCUGGUGAGCGCGAGGUGUACCUACUGUGUUCUGUACAUAAAUAUAUGCAGACACUGCUAAAUGCACGUGGUUUAUUGUAGUCAAAUUUGAAUAGGUUAAGUAACAUGUAUUCGCAGGAAGAUAUAAAGAGAGAUUUAAAUAAAUCGCUAGAACUAAAACGUUGUGGGGAGUUAGAUACCGAAGAGGAGCUUUCAAGAUCAAAUAAUGAAUUUUGGCGAAAUUCUGUUACCUAUAAUAUUUUGGAAUCCUAUUUACACAAUGACGAUGAUCAAAUUAAACUGAAUACUCUUGCUCUGAUAGUGGAAUCAAAAAAGAGUACCCUAAAGUUCACCUCUAAAGAGCUUGACAUAAUUAUUUUAUUCUUACGAAUUAAUUUCAAAGAAAAAUUAGAAUUUGUCCCUUUAAUUAAAAAGGCACUGAAACGUAUGAAGGAGAGCUUUGCUGUUAUGCAGAGACAAUGUGCUCAAGAAGAGAAAAUGAGAUAUCAUUACCAAAAAAAUUGCAGCUCAAUAGAAAUGAAUCAAGAAGUAUUAGAUAAAUCAUAUAAAAUAUCUUUUGGUCUCAAAAAAGAUAUAGACACAUACUGUGAUGCAUUCAGGUCUUUACGUAACAUGUGUAUAUGUACCCCUGAUGCUACAUAUUCUAGAAGAAAAUCUAGCUUACAAAUAUUACUUUUAAUGAAAGAUUUCUUAGAUAAUGAAUUCAAACAUAUUGCUUGGGAGGUUGAACAAAUGGAAGCAUUGUUUCAGCUGAUGUUAAUGGAUACGUAUGAAAGCAACAAAGAAAUGGCUUUCAAAUUGAUAAAGUCUGUAAAUCCAAGUUUGUUACAAUUAGAUAAUGAACAAGUUGUUUAUGAUAUUAUUACAGUUGCUGUUGACUUAGGUAACAGUAUCAGACCUAUUGACAGUAUUACAGCUGCAUAUAUGUUAAAGCUCAGUGCAUUGUCACCAAUUGUACAAUCUAUCCUUGAAACGCGAUUUGGUUCAACAAAAUCAGAUGAAAAUACAAUAGAAACCAUAAUAUUGCAGCUAAUAUUAAUUUUGUUUAAAAAAUUGAAGCAAUCACUGAUUCUUGCAAAAGAGAAUAUAGUAAUGACAGUCACGAGACAUUCUCUGUAUGGAUAUCUUUUCUGUAUCAGAAGCUUGUUAGAAGAAUGUGAUUUUGAACAAAUCGGGAAAACACAGUUAUGGCAAGACGCUACAGCGGUACUUGUGUCUGUAUGUUUGGAAUUAAGUUGCGCCGUUUCCGUAAUAGUAAAUAAUUCCUCACCCGAAGGACACUUACCAAUGGAUUUAAGUUUACAAACUAUCAAUAAUAUACAUAAUUCAUCAUUUGAGAAACAGAUUGUAACUCCACAGAUGGUAUUGCUUUGUUCUUGGCGUACUGUGAAGGAAGUUAGUUUAAUGUUCGGCUUGCUUGCGAUUAAAGCACCGAUAUGUGAAAAAAAUUCUCCCAUAGGACUUUUAAACAAAGAACAAAUCAUUAAAAUAGGAGAACAUUUGGUUACAUUGCUUACUGAAACAAAGCAUAGAGGGGCAUUUGAACAAGCACAUGUAGGUUUCAAUCAGUUAUGUACUCGUCUUUGGCGUUCGAAUAUAGUACAUUUUAACCAAUUACCUAAAAUAUGGUUACAUCAAAUUUUGAUUGCUAUCACAGGAAUUAAGGAAGAGAAUUCUAAAUUAUGCGCAACUAGAAGAAGUGCCGGUGUACCUUUCAUGAUACAGGCUUUAUUAUCCACGGAGCCUCGUCAAUACAAGGAUACGAAAACUACAAUCUUCCAUUCUGUGAUGACAAUUUUGUUAGAAUUUACACAAUUGGAAAAUGUGAACCUAUGGGACAAAGUAAAACGUUUGAUAUACAGAAACUCCGUGUUUUCAGAAUAUGAAAACUCUCUUGAAUCCAUCGACGGAUGUUGUAUAAACGAGAGUAAAACUCAAGUAACAGAAAUCAGAACUCAUGCUCUGAACAUUUUAAGAGCAGUUUUCAGAAAUUCCCGUCUUGGGGAAGUAGUGAACGACUAUGUAGAGGAUGGUUUAAUAGCGGCAAUUAAGAGCUAUGAUGCCUUAACGUGGGCGGAAAGAAACGCAGCGACUUUACUCUUCAGUGCGCUUAUCAUUCGAAUUUUCGGUGUUCAGAGAACGAAAGAUCAUAUUAAUCUUACUACAGAUAAUAAAAUGAAUUUUAUUUUAUUUUUUGAAAAAUAUCCCAAUCUGUUGCCUUUUAUUUUAGACGAAUUACAAACAUUCGUGGCGAUGAAUGAUAAUCUUAUAAAAUCGAACGUCCAAUCGAUUUUAUUGCUGUUGUCACGAUUGUAUCAUAGAUACAGUUCUGAACAUACUACCAUUCAAAAUAAGAUCGAUGAUCUUGUUACUUUAGUUGUACAAUGUGCAAGGAGUACAAUAUUUGAAACGCGUAAAUUAGCAGCUAGAGCACUAGUAUCUGUAUUGACAGAACGGUCUGUAGGAGAUGUUUUAAUGAGAAUAAUUGAAAGUGUAAUAUAUAUUGGAAACGAUAAUUUAUCUUUAAAUUUAAUACACGGUUACACGUUACAGAUAUUUGAGAUACUAAAACAUUUUGGUUUUAAACAAUUUCAAUCGUUUGAUAAACACUGGAACAGGUUUCUGGAAAAAACAGGUUGGAUCUUAGAAAACUUGGAACGCCAAAACUUAAAUCCUCCGUGUUUUUUAUUGGCCACAGUUUACGUGAAUAUUUGUAGCGAGAUGUACAAAGCAGAUGAAACGUAUUUUGUAGAAAAUAUUUCAAUGUUACGUACGCUCGUUUUGCACCUGUUACAACCAACAUUGAAACAAGGACCAGCACGAGAACUUUAUCAGAUAUCCAUAAUUAAGUUAAUUCGAGGUGUAGCGGAAAGAAAUCGAUUAAUUCCGCAGAACCUGUUAACUGCGAUAUACAUUAAUAGUUUGAAAAUGCCAGAAACACAAAUUGUUGCAUGGUCUACUGUUACAAAAAUUAUUAGUGAGAUGCAACAGGAUACCAUGUCGAUGGAAUUAUUAAAUUAUGGUAUUGAUGAAAUCCGUAAUUCCGUACAAAAUCUCUAUAGAUACAGUCCAGAAUUACAAGAUGCACUGUUCGAUUUCAUGUACAGUAGCUUAACGUACCUGAAUAAAUUUGAAUUGUCGUCUAUUAAAAAAAUGGAUAUUUGUAAAUUUGUUUUGAACGAAGUACGAGUAAAUAAAAAGAAGAAUACGUAUUGCGAAAGAGAUUGUUAUUUAAGAUUACUUGGAAAAUCAUACGUAAUUUUGGUCAUUGCAAGUGGAAACAAAGAAGUAUUUGACUUGGAAUGCACCAAUGAUGUAUAUAAUAAUUUUUGUGAUCAUUUGUGGAUCACAUCUUUAAACACUGAUUUCAGAAGAUCUGUUUUCAAUAUAAUGCAUGAUCUUUUCUUAAUAUGUACAGGAUUCGACGAGUAUCGAUAUGUACAGGUUCAGUGGUGGACAACAGUGUUCCAGUUGUUGCUGGACAACAAUUCAGAAGUACGACACGAAGCGUCUAUGUUGAUCGAUACCAUUCCAAUAGAUUGUACAAAACAUACUAAUACAACAUGCACAGAUCUGCUUCUUUCUAAAUUCUAUAAAACUAUGCAUAAUAGCAAUCCUGAAUUAAUUUGUACCGUGUUAUUUUAUUGGAGUAUUGCACUGAUAGAUGAUUCAGAUUAUGAAAUGGACGAGACAGACGUUUUCAAUAAAUGCACAAACUACGAUUUCUUCGAACCUCUGGAAAUAUCAAAAAUUUGUGUGGAGUUUUUAAUAAGAAACAUGAAAAGCUAUUUGGACAACGUGUUGCCUGAUGAUGUUAUAGACUGGGUAAACUCACGGCUAGAUAUCAUAUUUAAAAAAUCAAUUACCUUUAGGAUGCUCGUAACAAAUUAUGAAAGUUACAUGCCAACAUUCGAAAACAAGUUACAUGAUAUUUUAGAUCCGACGUACAAAAAUAAAUUGUUACAAGUUUUAGCAUAUAGACAGUAUAAAGAAAUAUUGUAAAAAUAUUUUUACAAUAUUUAUGUAGAAUAUAUUAUAAACUUUUUAU
Molecule: messenger RNA, 6352 nt
Organism: Osmia bicornis bicornis
Lineage: Eukaryota; Metazoa; Arthropoda; Insecta; Hymenoptera; Megachilidae
Gene: THADA
Product: thyroid adenoma-associated protein homolog
Exons: 14
Coding region: 2410-6306 (1298 amino acids)
Biological process (GO): tRNA methylation
Cellular component (GO): cytosol
Source: RefSeq, a predicted model, not a curated record